Caenorhabditis angaria is the source of this 478-nucleotide messenger RNA. The record is from the annotation of a GenBank genome assembly. NCBI's taxonomy places the organism in Eukaryota, Metazoa, Nematoda, Chromadorea, Rhabditida, Rhabditidae.
AUGAAAUUGUUUGUGAUUAGUGUCCUUAUUAUUUUGGUCUUCAGUGUAUCGGAAUCGAGUUGUGAUUCUUCAGCACAACUUAAGAAGCUUUUGAAAACUGCUAUCAAUGAUUCUGGAAUGGCUGAUUCUUUGACUGCUGCAAAACAAUAUUUGGACAAACAUUCAAAUGUGAGUUGUUAUCUGAUGAAGGCAAGGCUCCUUGCCUGGAAGGAUCAGAAUUUUUAUAGGCGCUGGUCCUUGACAAUUGUACUUUCAAAAAAAUGAAACCCUGACCCCAAAUUUAAAAAUUUUUUUCAGGACAUAAUUGGUGCUAUCAAUGUUGCAUUGGUCAGUUUUUUUCAAAUUAUUCAGUUCCUGAUUUCCAUUGAUUGAUAUUUUUCAGAGAGUUGGCCGAAUUUUCAGCGAUACCAAUCGAACCAAAGAAUUCCUCGUGGAAAAACUCGACGAUUUUAUCAAAUUCACCGAUGAUAUUGACUAA